This is a messenger RNA of Epinephelus fuscoguttatus (brown-marbled grouper), 906 nucleotides long. It is a transcript of the gene avpr2l, whose product is annotated as arginine vasopressin receptor 2, like. Bases 1 to 906 code for a protein of 301 amino acids. The transcript is spliced from 2 exons. Gene Ontology annotation, cellular component: membrane. Gene Ontology annotation, biological process: regulation of systemic arterial blood pressure by vasopressin; positive regulation of vasoconstriction; G protein-coupled receptor signaling pathway. Gene Ontology annotation, molecular function: peptide binding; vasopressin receptor activity. Lineage: Eukaryota; Metazoa; Chordata; Actinopteri; Perciformes; Serranidae. The record is from RefSeq and is a predicted model, not a curated record.
AUGGAUUCCAGUCGCAACAGCAGCUCUAAAAAGCCGCCAGAUGAGGAUGGAGACGCGUAUGAGCGUUUCGCGCUCAUCAGAGCUGGCAUACUGGGUUUGGUUUUUGUGCUUGCAGCAUGCGGCAAUCUUUUCUUCUUGGGCACACUUUGGAAGAAGCGAAAAAGAAACACACGGACCCAGGUGUUCCUGUUGCACCUGUGCUUGGCGGAUCUGGUGGUCGCCUUUUUCCAAGUCCUACCGCAGUUUCUCAUGGAAAUUACGCACAGGUUCCGAGGCACGGACUUCCUGUGCCGGUCCGUAAAAUACCUACAGGUGGUCGGGAUGUUUGGCUCUACGUACAUGAUCGUGGCCAUGACCAUAGACCGGUAUAAUGCAGUGUGUAAGCCGAUGGUUUCCUUCCUGAAGGGCUCGUUUAGGAGAUACCUCUCCAUAGGCGCAGCGUGGCUCAUCUCUCUCGCCUUCAGCUCCCCUCAGAUCUCCAUCUUCUCUCUCAAGGAGGUGGAGGAGAACCAGUAUGACUGCUGGGCUACAUUUAUUGAACCGUGGGGGAGCAGGAUCUACAUCACCUGGAUCACUCUGUCAGUGUUUGCCCUGCCUGCAGUCAUUGUGCUCUAUUGCCAGAUAAGAAUAUGCACAACCAUCUACUUCAACAUGAAGAGGAAGGCGCUGCAGGCAGGGCGCGCGGGCACGAGGGGGGUGUCCAACGCCAUGCUGAAGACUGUGAAAAUGACUUUUGUCAUUAUAAUGACAUACACAGUGUGUUGGAGCCCAUUCUUUGUUGUCCAGUUAUGGUCUGUGUGGAGCCCCAGCACUGCGCCUACUCAAGGUCCAGUGUUUGCCAUCAUCAUGCUGCUGGCCAGCCUCAACAGCUGCACCAACCCCUGGAUAUAUCUUUACUAUAGCUAA